AUUGGCUAACUCGAAAGCUUGCACCCACCUUGUGAGACCCUCUUCAAAGCCGUAUCAGUUCCCCGCAGACUGGACGUUUUUUAUGCGCGGGGCGAGUGCGAAUGAAAUUGGCAAACAACGUCAUCUGAGGGUUAUACAUUUAAAUAAAGAACUAAUAUAGUAUUGACAUGGCUUGCAAAAAAUUAGGAAACUUGAGUCAUGGAAUGUGGCAAAGAAGCUCUAGUUCCAGAGCUUCGCUUUUUGCAGGAUUUAAUAUCCCUGUCUUUGCUUGUGGAAGUUUCUUCUCGGCUGGUCCAAUACAGCAGGGACAGAAAUCCUGCGAAGACGGCCAGAACUGUGGACCGACCAAAAGCAGGGCAGCUAAUCACAUCCCCGUUGCAGCCGCAGUCACAUCGCACAGACACCAAAUCGUGGGGAAAAACAGAGGCGAAGAAUCGCUUGCCAAAUCUGGCAGGGCAUUCUCCUCCACGGCCCCGCAGAUAAAAAAUAAAACAUACUUGUGGGCGAGAUACAAUGAGAUGAAACGACUUGUGCACGAUUUGAUUCCUCCUGGAGUAUGCAGUUUGCUGAACCCUUCCACCAUCUAUGCCAAUAAUGAAGUGAAUCUGGAAGAGGUGGACAUCUACGGCUUCGACUAUGAUUACACGCUUGCACUUUAUUCCAGUGCGCUGGAUGAGAUGAUUUACAACAAGGCUCGAGAAUUUCUUGUUCAGCAUUACAAGUAUCCUGAGGGAAUUAGCAAGUAUGACUACAUUCCCAACUUUGCAACACGGGGCCUUCACUAUGACAUCCAGAAGGGACUUCUGAUGAAAAUUGAUGCCUUCCAUUACAUCCAGCUGGGCACAGUUUAUAGGGGUCUGAAGCCUGUCCCUGAUGAGGAGGUAAUGCAACUUUAUGGAGGUUCGAAUCACGUUCCCCUCCACCAAGUCAGUGGAUUCUAUGGCAAGGGUCCCAAGAUGAAGCAGUUUAUGGAUGUUUUCUCCAUUCCUGAGAUGACUCUUUUGGCAGCUGCAAAUGAUUACUUCAUCUCAAAUGACAUAGAAUAUGACCCAGUGCAUCUCUACAAAGAUGUUUCAGAUGCAAUUGGAAUGGUACAUAUCAAAGGUUACAUGUACAAGUGGAUCAUGCAGGAUCUCGAGAAAUACAUUCUCAGAGGAGAUGAGACAUAUGCUGUGCUACACCGAUUGGCCAGCCAUGGGAAGAAACUUUUCCUAAUUACAAACAGCCCUUUCAGCUUUGUUGACAAAGGCAUGAAAUACAUGGUUGGAAAGGACUGGAGGGAAUUCUUUGACGUUGUCAUUGUUCAAGCUGACAAGCCACAUUUCUUCAAUGACUGUGUGAAACCAUUCAGACGUUUGGACAGCAAUGGUGACUUACAGUGGGAUAGGAUCAAGAGUUUGGAUAAGGGACAGAUUUAUAAGCAGGGAAACCUAGUAGAUUUUCUGAAGCUAACAGGAUGGCGGGGAUCCAAGGUUUUCUACUUUGGAGAUCAUCUCUACAGUGACUUGGCAGACCUGAUGCUUCGACAUGGUUGGAGGACAGGAGCGAUUGUGCCUGAACUUGAAGUGGAGACGAAGGUUGUGAACACAGAGCAGUACGCCCAAAGUCUCACCUGGUUGCAGGCACUCACUGGCCUGCUGGAGCGCAUGCAGAUGCAUCGAGAUCCUCAGUCCAAGAAGGUUCUGCAGGAAUGGCUCAAAGAGAGAGAGGAGCUACGGGCAGUCACUAAGAACCUCUUCAACCCUCACUUUGGCAGCAUAUUCCGUACCUGUCACAACCCGACCUACUUUUCCCGCCGGCUGUGCCGUUUCUCUGACCUCUACAUGGCUUCUAUCAGCUGCCUGCUUAACUAUGAUCUCUCUUACACGUUUUACCCUCGCCGCACACCACUGCAGCAUGAAGCCCCUCUCUGGAUGGACCAGCUCUGUACCGGCUGCAUGAAGAUGCCCUUUUUGGAGGAGAUGGCCCAUAUUCGCUAAAACUGCUGAGCUGGUUUUGAGCGCAAACAUAAACUGAAUUGUGGGGGUGCAAGCCUUUUGUGGCAUUGGAGACGUGGCAACUUAUGCAGGAACUCUAGGAUGGAGCCACCUGCUGGAAGUUAUGUCACAAUGCAUCUCAUUGUUCUCAGGCCUUGGACACUGUAAGACAGAAAGGCUUGUUGAUGACUUAUCUCUCCAUAAUGUGUUCUUAUCUCUAACUGUUUUUUAUUUGAGGACAUUGUAUUAUGCCUUACUGAACUAAACAUAGUUAAAUGUUCAGUGGUUUACACUUUUUGUUUUAGGUUUUGUAGAUUUAAUUCUGUACGUCAUGAGUAUUGUAGUUACAACAGAAGGAUUUGUGUAAUAACAUGAAUUCUGAUGAAUCAACACAAGGAGGAGGAAAUACAAUUACCUAUUCUUGGGGUACCCAGACUUUAUACUCUGGUAGGCCAAAGUAUAAGCCGCUGGCUAAAAAUGCACAAUGUAUUACAAAUACAGUAGGUCUGAUUAGAUGUUCAAAUAGGUAUAAAACCUUCAGUCUUGGUGUUGUAAUGUUACUAACCAUAUUACUUGCCUUCCCUACACUACAGUAACAAUGUAGUCCAUAGUUAGACUUUAAAUAUACACAGAUAAUCCUACAUUAACCACUCUCUACAGCUUUUUGUAUUACCUUUUUUUUUUUUUGACAACUAUAUUACACACAUGUAAGCUUCUGGAUGGCCAAACCAAAUGCUGUUGUUUUUGACCUGCAGGCCUCACUGUUUGUGUCUUUAGACAAAGCUUCUGUAAAAUCAGAGCAUUGUUUGAUUACAUUUAAAUCUUUUAAUAGCUAUGCUGCUAAAAUCAGCUCUCCAGGAACAAGAUGUAUGUCUCAUGUUUGAUGUACUUGCUCUACAAUUUAUAAAAUCAAAUAAAAAGCUUUGUAAUACAA
Molecule: messenger RNA, 2910 nt
Organism: Xyrauchen texanus (razorback sucker)
Lineage: Eukaryota; Metazoa; Chordata; Actinopteri; Cypriniformes; Catostomidae
Product: 5'-nucleotidase domain-containing protein 2-like
Exons: 14
Coding region: 168-1979 (603 amino acids)
Molecular function (GO): 5'-nucleotidase activity
Source: RefSeq, a predicted model, not a curated record